AUGCCAUUGGUUGUAGUUACAGGGUACCCGUGUUCGGGCAAGACUACUUGGGCCAAGCGAUUGAAAAGUGAGUUAGAGCGGAGGAUUUUGGCGGCCAAAGCUAAUUCUGAUCCUGGGUACAACUACAAGGUUACAUACUAUAGCGAUGAGACAUUUGGAAUUACUCAUGAUGUUUAUGGGGACUCAACUAAGGAAAAAAUCGCGAGAGGCUCCCAGAUAUCUGCUGUUAAAAGAGACUUGUCUAAGAAUAACAUUGUUAUAUUGGAUUCCAUGGCGUAUAUCAAGGGGUUUCGAUAUCAGCUAUAUUGUGAAUCAAAGGGAAUGGCAACGUCGCAUUGUGUAUUGCACGUUAUUGCCCCCUUGGAUAAGUGCCUUGAAUGGAAUGCCAAAGUUGCUCAACAAGUACAAUGGGACGUAGACAUAAUGAAACAGUUGCAAAUGAGAUACGAGGAGCCCAAUAGGGACGCAAAGUGGGAUUCACCUUUAUUUGAAGUAACGCAUAUGGAAGGUGAUUUAUUGCCCAUGGACGAAAUUUGGAAUGCAUUGGUUUUGAAGAAAGCGCCUGUUCCAAACGCAGCAACCACAAUCCAAUCCACAUCGGAUAACUCCUUUUUACAAGAGUUGGAUAGAAGAACCCAUGAAGUGAUUUCAACGGUGCUUCAGCAACAGCAACUCACGGGAGGACGAGUGCAGAUAGAUAAGGAUCUAAUUGUCACUAUACCUAUGGGGACGGCAAGCACAGCCCAACUACAGAGAAUAAGAAGGUCGUUUAUCAGCUUGAAUCGAAUGAGAACAAUCGAGAGAGAUCGAAUAAUACCUUUCUUUGUGGAUUACCUUGAUAGAAGCUUAAAUAAUGAAGAUUAA
Messenger RNA from Lodderomyces oxycetoniae, 864 nucleotides. RefSeq names its product Kti12p (gene KTI12). NCBI's taxonomy places the organism in Eukaryota, Fungi, Ascomycota, Pichiomycetes, Serinales, Debaryomycetaceae. Gene Ontology annotation, biological process: tRNA wobble uridine modification. The transcript has a single exon. The record is from RefSeq and is a predicted model, not a curated record. Bases 1 to 864 code for a protein of 287 amino acids.